Ixodes scapularis (black-legged tick) is the source of this 2152-nucleotide messenger RNA. RefSeq names its product 4-coumarate--CoA ligase 1. The coding region runs from base 447 to 2069 and encodes 540 amino acids. The record is from RefSeq and is a predicted model, not a curated record. The transcript has 10 exons. Gene Ontology annotation, molecular function: CoA-ligase activity. Lineage: Eukaryota; Metazoa; Arthropoda; Arachnida; Ixodida; Ixodidae.
GCUGCGCCGUCUGACCGCGCGUUGCCGCUCUCAAGGCUCACGGUUUGCGCAUGCGCUUGAUUUCGUGUUCGCAGUCAUGAUUUAUUUUUCCCGCUCGUUUCCGGUCGACGCUUACUAGAUAACAGCACAAGGUGCCGCGAAAUGUUAUCUGUAUCACGUGAGCUCCAUGACCCUUCACGGUAACUUGAGACAGGCGCGCGGCAUGACGGCUGCCAAACCGGCACCUUGUGCCGGCCCCGGUUAUCUUCUGCGCGUCGGAUGGAAGCGAGUAAAAGAACACAUGAUUGCGAGCACUAAAGGAAGCUUAUUCUCGAAGAGUGAAACUUGAGAGCGUCCGCGCGCCGUGAGAAAGCGCAACCAGUCAUUUCGGCUGGUGCUCCCGGCCGCGCUCCACAAAAUUUUGCUGGCGACUGUACUGGUCGGUCCAAGGAACGCAGGUCUGAAGCAUGAAGUGCCGAAUCGAGGAUGGCGUCGUGUACUCGCCCUUUCCCAGCUGCGAGAUUCCCCGCUGCUCGUUCUACACAAUGGUCAAGGAAUGGUUGGCCAAGACACCCUCCAAGCGGGCCCUGGUGGACGAAGCCAUUACUUUGACCCGCCAAGAGCUGUUUCAGCGUCUGCAACGCUACGGCGCUGGGUUUCAGGAGCACGGCAUCCUUCCUGGAGACAGGAUCUGCAUUCAUCUCAGCAACUCCGUCGAAAACUUCGUUGCGAUGUUCGGCUGUAUUAUGGCAGGUGCCACCGUAAUUCUGGCCAAAACAACUUUGACUGCAAGAGAGCUGCACUAUCAGAUGCAAGACGGAGAUGCUACCCAUGUUUUGACGGAUACGGGGUACGUUGAGAAGGUUCUCGCUGCGAGUUCUACGCUACAGCUCAAGGGCAUUUUCGUCAUGGGCGAUGCGCCGGGAUUUGUGUCAGCUUUGAAGUUUAAAGACUGCAGUGAAAAGAACUUCAAAGAGGUGGAGAUUCCAGACCCUGAAAACAGUGUGCUGGCAAUAACCUACACCUCGGGCACUACGGGUCUUCCGAAGGGUGUAGAAAUCACCCACUACAGCUACGUUGGAAACGUCUACACGUCAGGGCCUUGCAUGUCAUCGGAUGACACGGACGUUGUCCUUGGAAACUUCCCGAUCACGCACGCCUCUGGCCUUGUGGUCAACAUGGGAGUAGUUCUCCAGGGUGGUGUAUCUGUCAUAGCUUCACCGUUUCUCAGCCCUGAAGAAGUAUGCGAUAUCGUCAACAAACAUAAGAUUACGUCGAUGUUUUUGUUCACGUCGCGGCUGCAAGCCCUCGUGCAGGUCAUGCAGCGCACGGGAACCCGCCUCGGCAGCGUGCGAAGGAUCGGGGUCGGCGGAAGCCUCCUGAGCGCCGAGCUCUUUGAGGAGGCGCUGUCGGUUUUCGAAGGGACCGAAUGCCUGAUGAACAUGUACGGCCUGUCGGAGGCCUGCUCCAUCAUCUGCUCUCCGUCCAUUCGCGGAGUCAAGCAUGUUGACAUGGGCUUCCCCGGUGCCAUGACUGAAAUCAGAAUCGUCGAUGUGGACACUCGAAAGAAGUUAGGACCCAACAAAGUUGGCGAGCUAGAGUUCAGGAAUCCUUGUGUCAUGAGGGGCUACUACAAGAAACCCGAAGCCACCGCGGCGUUUAAAGACCGAGAUGGAUGGUGUCAUUCAGGGGAUCUGGCGUACUACGACGAGGACGGCAGGUUUUAUUUCGUGGAGAGGAUCAAAGAGAUGAUCAAAUGCAUGGACAACCAAGUGGUUCCGGCCGAGCUGGAAAACUUGCUGAUGACCAGCCACGAAGGAAUCGAUGACGUGGCUGUCAUCGGUUUACCCCAUCCAGUCUACGGCGAAGCUCCCGCGGCAGUUGUCAUCCUUAACGAACAAUCCAAGGUCGGAGGCCACGUGACUGCCGAAGAUAUCCAGAAAGUCAUUGCAGAAGCCUGCGCACCGCACAAGCACCUGUCUGGAGGUGUGUUCUUCGCCGACUCACUCCCAAGAACAGAAACCGGAAAGAUUAUGAGAAAAGUUCUCGUGGAUCAGUAUUCCCGCCUGGCAUGCUCCAGGAUGCCGUGAGAAAGUGGCAGAAAGAGCGGUACCGAUGAUGCUUGAACAACUUGCUUGGUUUUUUGCUUAAUAAAGCUUGUUUUUUCUUCAUA